CCCUGUUUUUUGCAGGGCCUCUCUCCUCUUUAUUUCCUUUUUUGUUCCUUCCUCCUCUUCUUUCCUUUCCAUGGAUCAGACCCGUAUAAUGACCUAGAAUUAUCGAGGCCUUGGAGAGACUUCUGCAAUUUUAGAGCUGAAAAAACUCUGUUUCCAACAAAAGCCGAGUAUCAUCUUCCUCUCUGAAACAAAGCACACAGUGGUGGAGAUGAAUUCGAUCCGCUCAAAUCUAGGGUUUGAUUGAUGCUUUGCUGUUGAUUGUGUAGGGAGGGGGGCGGCCUUACUCUGCUCUGGAUAGAUGAUUUUACCUUGUCUAUUUCCUCUUUUUCCCAAUCUCAUAUAGACGUUGAAAUUGUCGAUUUGAGUGGAGGUCAAUGGCGACUCACAGGGUUCUAUGGAAAUUCGGAGGCCACCCAAAGAGAGGAAUCAUGGACCCUGUUAAAAUCCCUCAAGGCUGCCUCUUCUCGACCAGGAGGGGUGGAUUGGCUUUGAUUUGGACAGAUGUUUUUCGGCUGCACCAAUCCCUUGUUUUACAAUCCCCUUUAGCUAUUGCAAUUGUUGAUCCGGGUGGUUGUCGAUGGAGGUUGAUUGGGUUUUCUGGUCAAAAGCAAAAGGAAAGGAUUGUUGUUGGUGAAGUCGGUGGUGUUUUACAAGGGGAGAAUGCCACUCCAGUCGCAAAAGCUACUCUUGUUCCCUUAUUGAAUUUUGGCAACAAGGGCUUGCAGAGGAUUGGAACAGUUAGGGUCAUGGUUGGGAGCCAAUGGCGACGAGGGAGGUGCCUAGGUUUGUAUGGAGGACCAUGCCUCUCCUGUUGAUUUUUCCUCAAGAAUAGAUAGGGCGGCAACUUGUGGGUUGUGGACUGUUUGUUGCCAGAAUCCCUUGUUCUCUCCAUGAAGCUGGUUAAAUAAGUGAGGAAGUCCAGU
Messenger RNA from Rubroshorea leprosula, 923 nucleotides. The record is from the annotation of a GenBank genome assembly. Lineage: Eukaryota; Viridiplantae; Streptophyta; Magnoliopsida; Malvales; Dipterocarpaceae.